AUGGGCAUGUUCUCACGCAAACAGCAGACACCUGCUACUGCCGGACCUGGAGCAAAUGUAGCUACUCAUGAGACCAAACAUCAUGGUAAAGGACCAUUGGUUCUUCCCAUGAACAAGCGUCCCAGUUUCGGUCAAUGGCUUAAAGUCACUUGGCUUGAUAUCCUCACGAUGGCUGCUAUGGGUGCUGUUGGACUGGGUGUUUAUGAAGCUCAUCCUGCUCCUUCUCGAUCUUUCCCAGUCUAUUUCCAAGAUGGAGAGAUUGUUUAUCCUCAAUUCGCAUACCCUCUCCGUAACGAAAUCGUUCCAAUUUGGGAAGCUGCACUCCUCGCAUCUCUCGUCCCCAUUGCCGCCUUCUUGAUCGUUCAAAUUCGCGUCCGAUCUUUCUGGGAUAUGAACAAUGCCGUAAUUGGUCUCCUCUACUCCCUCAUUACAGCUGCCGUCUUCCAAGUUUUCCUCAAAUGGCUCAUUGGUGGUCUUCGUCCUCAUUUCCUCACCGUAUGCAAACCCAAUAUUCCAGUCACCACGGCACAAGAAACAGGAAAUGGUCUCAACUUCAUCAUGUACGACCGAAAAAUCUGUACAGGCGACGAAGAUGAAAUCGAUGACUCUCUCGAAUCCUUCCCAUCUGGUCACUCCACUGCUGCUUUUGCCGGUUUCAUUUUCUUGUACUUGUACUUGAACGCAAAGCUGAAGGUUUGGUCAAACUAUCACCCUGCAAUGUGGAAACUUAUCGUUACAUAUGCACCUGUUCUCGGCGCCACGCUCAUCGCAGGUGCACUCACCAUUGACGAAUACCACAAUUGGUAUGAUUGUGUCGCAGGAGCUAUUAUCGGAACAGUUAUGGCGUUCUCAUCUUACAGAAUGGUGUAUGCGUCGAUCUGGGACUGGAGAACUAACCACAUCCCAUUGAACCGCUCAACUCCUUUCCCUGGUACUGGAGCGGAUCUUGAGGAUGCGACCUUCACGAGAAAAGCUGGAUGGGGCACCGAAGGCUACAGUGAUAGUGGAUUUGGUGCUUAUGGUCGCGGGUAUGGACAUGGACAUGGUAUGAGUGAGGGUGGAGAUAUCAGAAACAAGGAGUACCAUAAUGGAACUGGUACAUCGGGUAUUGGACGUAAACCCGUCGGUGCAGGUACAGGUCACUUUAACGGAGAUGCCGCGCAUAUCGUCUAA
Messenger RNA from Botrytis sinoallii, 1173 nucleotides. RefSeq lists its product as uncharacterized. Gene Ontology annotation, biological process: phospholipid metabolic process. Lineage: Eukaryota; Fungi; Ascomycota; Leotiomycetes; Helotiales; Sclerotiniaceae. Gene Ontology annotation, molecular function: phosphatidate phosphatase activity. The record is from RefSeq and is a predicted model, not a curated record. The coding region runs from base 1 to 1173 and encodes 390 amino acids. The transcript has 2 exons.